Cryptotermes secundus is the source of this 3185-nucleotide messenger RNA. RefSeq names its product sorting nexin-8. Gene Ontology annotation, biological process: retrograde transport, endosome to Golgi. The record is from RefSeq and is a predicted model, not a curated record. Lineage: Eukaryota; Metazoa; Arthropoda; Insecta; Blattodea; Kalotermitidae. The transcript has 11 exons. The coding region runs from base 121 to 1746 and encodes 541 amino acids. Gene Ontology annotation, molecular function: protein binding; phosphatidylinositol binding.
CGACCGUAUGCAGACAAUUUGCUAUUCAUUUCUUUAUAGAGGAAUACUGUGGGGGAGAAACCCACACGGAAUCAAGCAUCAGCCGAUCAGCGCGGACCACGGCAGCUCCAAUGCAACAAUAUGCAUUUGUUACAGAAGUUUCAUCUGUGGUUGUCUAUUCAAGCAUCGAAAAUCCUGCAACUCCAAAAACAGCCACGUAUUGCUAAAACUGAUUGGGCUGGGUCAGUACCUCCGUAUUAUCGUGAAGUUUUUAAUAUUAUUUCACCAUCUUCCAGUAAUGUCAGUAAGGAACUGUUCACAAAGUUGCUUGUCAAAUCAGGACUCCCAUCGCAGACAUUAAGUUUGAUCUGGGAGCUUGUAGAUACAAAGCAAGGGCCACUUUCUCGUAGCAGUUUGUACAAGGGUUUGGCAUUGGUUGCCUGGGCGCAGCAGGGCAAACAGCCAAGUUCAAAACUUCUGGAGAAUUUCUCUGGGGAAGAGCUUCCACGACCAGAUUUGGGUGACCUGUCAGACCUUUCACCAGCAGUGACAACAAGUCUGACACAGAUUGGUCUACGUUAUCCUGACAUCUGCCAGAUGGAUACUAUAGAAGUUGACUUGGUACCUGAAAAGAAAGGGCUGUUCCUAAAACAUGUAGAAUAUCAAGUGUGCAGCAAGAGGUUUGGUUCUCUUGUAAGGAGGCGGUACAACGAUUUUGUGGCACUUCACGAGCUCCUUCUUGGGAGAUUUCCAUAUAGACUUAUACCUAAGCUGCCACCAAAGAAAAUGGUUGGAGCGGAUUCCCACUUCAUUGAGGAGCGACGCAAAUCCUUAAGGAGAUGGUUAACACUUGUAGCUCGUCACCCUGCGCUGAGUGGUGACCCACUGCUCAGCUUCUUCUUGACGUACUCUGGUGGUGACGUCCAACACAAGAUCCGAGAAAUAUUCAGGCGGGUGCCCGAUGAAUUCACCACUUCAGAACUUGCUGCCCGUGCAAAGGAAUUGGUACCUCCUGAAACACACAGCGAAUUUGCCAACAGUCGAGACCAGAUUAGAAUUAUACUUAAUGGUAUAUCUCGCCUGAAGCAGAUUGCUGAUGUCUUGGCCUUGAGGUCACAUGGUUAUGCAGCUGAUAUGGCUGAACUUGGAUCUCAGCUAACCAGUUUAGCGAAUGAACCCCAUGGAUCCUCAAAUUGGGCUACAGGUGGUAACAGUGUCUGGGCUGACAUGAAGAAAGGAUUUCAUAUCAUAUCUAAAGAAUUUGGUCUUCUCUCAAGCAAGGCGAUGCAACAAGCUAUAAGGGAAGAGGAUGAGGUCUGUGAGAGACUGAACCUUUUGCUGGAUAUCCUGGUCGCUCAUAGAGAACUUUGCGAGAGGCAUGAGAAGGGUGUUGCGCAAGAUCAUAACAAGGCUUUAGCAAAGAUGCUUUCUCUCAAGAAACGACAGAUGCAAGGUGUCAUCAGAGGCACAGAUGCUGAAUCUGUGGAACAGUUAGAGACAAAGAUGAUGGAACAGGAGUCUGUAAUUGCCAAUGUCGAGCUCCGCAAUGCAUUCUCUCUGCAUUGUCUCCACUUAGAAACUCAAUUGGUACAUGCACAUCUGGAGAUUUUAGCAGCUGUACUGGGAACUCUAGUUGCUGUACAGAUCAGGGGGCACUCUGAGAUGGCGGAUGUUUGGCAGCUGAUCCAGCCGACAGUUGCAAAAUGCUUACCAGAUAAGAAUCUGCAGGAUCCUGUCAAUGGAACUUCUCCACAUGCAGACAAAUGAAUACUCGUAAGAAUUGGUAAACAUGAUAUAUCACUGAGGAAGUGGAUGGUCGCAUGUUGCAAAUUUGAGUUGCAUUCUGUUGAUGACCUGGGAACCGUAACACUUCUUGUAGGUUCUCAGGGCAAUGAAGAUGAAAAUGAAGAUUGCUGUCUUCCAGGAUAAUAUGCUGUGUAGUCUUCUAGAAAGUUGCCAGUUACUUCUGUCGUUGGGGUAGAAGAGGCCUUCUGCCACAAAGAUGAAGGCAACAUGUUCCUCCAAAAUGAUGGAAGCUUUUUACCGGAACACGUUGCAAUUCAUUCUGGAAGGUGGCAGUCUUCAUGCCAGGUAUUUGUUAUGUCUGUUGCAGCGAAUAAAUGACAUUGAAUGUGAAAUGUCAUUUGGUCAAAUGAGCGGUAAUUGACUUGUCAAGCCACCAAUCGUGUGCUGAUUUUAAACUGUUAUUUAUAGGAACUAAUUUACUAAACACAAAUAUCAUAAUGUUAUAGCAAGUUGUUAUGGAGCACCUUGUUCUUACCUGGUUAAAGCCGUUGUCUUCUGUUAUAUGCAUGUAGUUGGUCAGUUUUCAAGUAUUUCCAGAUGGACUUUUUUUUGGGGGGGGGGGUCAAAGCAGAGAUUCAGGUACGUAUCAUAAUAGUGCCAUUAUAGUGGUUGUUUCACCCUCUGAGAUUAUCAGAAAUAUUUUUAUGUCAAACUUUUUAUUUGUGGCAUGUGAAGAGAAUGCAUCACAUCAUAAAAAUAUUAACGAUUAUUUUCUUUGCGUGUUAGUUUAUAGUGAGUGUGAUCCUAUGACAAUACUGUAUAUAAUUCAAGGUGCAGGACUGCUGGAGGACAGAUCAAUGACAGAUAUAGUGCAAGGGCCAUUAAAUGAUCAUGUCUUUUAAUCUACCUAUCUAGUUUUAAAUCAGAUUAAAAUAGCACUCUUGUUUAGUGAUACCAGCAGAUGGCUAAUGUUAGUAUGGUAAGCAUUAGUUGCAAUCAGAAAGGAUGUAGCUGUGAUUUUAAUAACUUUGUUAGAUGUGACAUAAGCUAUGGAAUAUAAGUCUGUUGUCUGGUUUUAAAUUUUAUAAGUUCGUUUACUGUAGGCCUGAAACAUAUCUAUCGAGAGACUUGAGGUUUCAAUUCAAUUCAAUUCACUUAGUUCCCAGCUCACUCACAGUUACUAAUUAUAAGAUGAAACAUCCAUAGCUGUAUCCUCUGGGAAUUGAAUGUACACUCGUGAUAUUUCUGACUGGGAAUGACCUAAGAAAUAAGAAUGCUAAGUAUUGAUGUGAAGUCACUGGACACCUGCUGUAUGCAUCCAUGGGAGGGGAGAUGCAGCCUUGUCGGGGCAAUACACACAGCAAACAGGAACCUUGAUUUUUUUUAUUAGAGACAGUGUCACAUAACUUCGAACAAGGCCACGCAUUCCCUGCAUUCCUUCAACCCACCCCCUUGUUUGA